CAACUCCGAACAUAAGAGAUGCUCGGAAUACGCUUCUCUUGUUGCCUGGGAUGAUCUGAUAAUUGAUACUUUCUCCGAAGAACCUGCGAUCAGUAUACUGAAGAAUAUAUAUAUCGAAGACAAUUCAUUUUGUUUAAAACAGAAUUUCAGGCGACUACUUCAUUUACCUCUGUUAGUCAUACCAAAAUGCUUUCUCAUCGUGGUCAAAAAAUCGCGGAUCAAACGAAGAUCCCAUGGCGCUUUGCUUUGGGUACCACUUACGAUCGAGAAACCAAUCCAGACGGGAGAAUUUCAUUUGCGACAGCAGAAAAUUUUCUCAUACAACAAGAGCUCGAAGAUUUUGCGAACAAUAAGGUCUUCUUUCCUGGCAAAGCAUUUUCCUACAGUUUCAGCACCGCAGGAGGUGGUCCAAAAUUCCCAACAGCAUUGGCAGGCCUCCUCAACGACUACUUCAACCCCUACGAACCUAUCACCGGAAAGGAUAUUAGAGCGACUUCUGCUGCAACUGCACUACACGAGAUCCUUGCAUUCAGUCUUGCCAGUCCUGGUGAGGGCGUGCUGUUCUCACGUCCCUACUACGGCCGAUUUGAGCUUGAUUUCGGAAACAAGGCUCAAGUCGCGGUUGUGCCCGCAGACACUCAGGCAGAGACCUGCUUUCAACCCGAUGUGGUAGACGCUUAUGAAAAGGCCCUUCUAAAGUCGAAUAGCGAAGGCGUCAAGAUUCGCGCUCUACUAAUUGUCAAUCCCCACAACCCACUCGGGCGAUGCUAUCCCCGAGAGACCUUGGUGGCUCUCAUGAAAUUCUGCCAGAAGCACCAGAUCCAUUUUAUCUCCGAUGAGGUCUACGGACUCUCGGUCUUCGACUCUGGCGAGCCAGAUACUGUCCCUUUUACGUCGGCUCUCUCUAUCAAUCCAACCGAUAUCAUUGAUCCCAAUCUCCUUCACGUUACAUAUGCUAUGAGUAAAGACUUCGGCGCACCGGGUCUGCGCAUAGGUGCGCUGAUAUCGAAGAACGAGGACCUAAAAGAAUCGCUCUUGAAUGUCAUUCGCUUCCAUAGCACUUCAGGGCCAUCCAUAGCCAUUGCAACGGCCAUGCUGGAAGAUCGCGAAUGGGUUCGAUCGUUCAUCGGCAAAAGCCGUGAACGCCUUGCUGAUACGUAUAAAUUUGUCAUUGGGCGGUUGAAUGAAAUCGGAAUCAAGUACCUGAGAGGGACUAAUGCUGGGUUCUUCGUUUGGAUCGAUUUGUCGCCGUAUCUGCCACCGGAGAGCGAGGGGUUGUCCCAGGAAAGACGGGAAGAAGUCCUUGCGCAGAAGUUCAUUGAUGGUGGGCUUUUCUUGCAGCCGCAUGAGGAACAUGCUCUCAAGCCUGGAUGGUUCAGGAUGGUGUACUCGUCGAUGACUCGGGAGACGCUUGAGUUGGCACUGAAGAGGUUUGAGAAUGUUAUUAAGGCGUAGUCAAUGGGAGGACUUUGAACCAACUAGGGCACCCUAUCAACCUAACGAAACUAAAUCCAAAUUUCGAAAUUAUUUGACGAGAGAUUUUUUUUCAUACAGAGAAUAGCAUCUUUCAAAUUUGCUUUAGCGAAUAGUACUACUUCACAUCUGCGUGUCAAACAAUAAUUGAAGUACUUGAUUCUGAAUCAUUGAACGAAGCAUUUCAAAUGAAAUCAAAAU
Aaosphaeria arxii CBS 175.79 is the source of this 1674-nucleotide messenger RNA. Its product is annotated as PLP-dependent transferase. Gene Ontology annotation, molecular function: pyridoxal phosphate binding; transaminase activity. Gene Ontology annotation, biological process: amino acid metabolic process; biosynthetic process. The transcript has 5 exons. The record is from RefSeq and is a predicted model, not a curated record. NCBI's taxonomy places the organism in Eukaryota, Fungi, Ascomycota, Dothideomycetes, Pleosporales. Bases 187 to 1455 code for a protein of 422 amino acids.